GGAAUUCUCAUCUUAUUUGGCUACUUACGUGACUUCAUGAGAGCAUGGGGGCUGGAGAAGUGUCACAUAGCCGAGGAAAGGGAAGAACAGAAAGAUUUUGUGCCUCUCUACCAAGAUUUUGAAAAUUUUUACAUAAGAAAUAUUUACAGACGACUUCGGGAUGCCUUUCACCGACCUGUCUGCAGCGUGUUCCAGGAGCUGAAUUUGAUCUAUUGGAGCGAGUGUCAGAUGACUACAACUGGACGUACAGGUACACUGGAAAAGUUAUUAAGGAUGUGAUCAACAUGGGAUCCUAUAACUAUCUUGGCUUUGCAGAAAAUGAGAGGGAGUCAUUGGGGACAAUAGAGGAGGUCCUGCAGGCAUAUGGACUUGGAGUAUGUAGUACCAGACAAGAAAUGGGGCAUUUGGUCAAACAUCAAGAGCUGGAGGAUUUGGUGGCGGAGUUCCUCAAUGUAGAAGCAGCAAUGGUGUUCAGCAUGGGCUUUGCCACAAAUUCAACAAAUAUUCCAGCAGUGGUGGGCAAGGGAUGUCUUAUUCUAAGUGAUGAGUUUUAAACCACACAUCUUUGAUUCUAGGAGCCAGGCUUUCCGGAGCAACUAUUCGAGUUUUCCAGCACAACAAUAUGAAGAACCUAGAAAAAUUACUACGGGAAGCUGUGAUCAGAGGUCAGCCACGCAGCCAUCGAGCAUGGAAGAAAAUCCUUAUCAUUGUUGAAGGAAUUUAUAGUAUGGAGGGAUCUAUUGUCCGCCUUCCAGAGAUUGUGGCACUGAAGAAGAAAUACAAAGCUUACUUAUAUUUGGAUGAAGCACACAGUAUCGGGGCAGUGGGGGCAACAGGACGAGGGGUGGUAGAGUAUUUUGGGAUGGACCCUGCAGAUAUUGAUGUGAUGAUGGGGACCUUCACGAAAAGCUUUAGUGCCAGUGGAGGAUAUAUUGCUGGCAAAAGGGAACUGGUGACUUAUCUAAGAACCCAUUCUCACAGUGCAUUGUAUGCAACAUCUAUGUCUCCUCCAGUAACAGAACAAAUCCUGAGGGUAAUGAAAUGCAUUAUGGGACGUGAUGGGACUCUAACUGGACAGAAGAGAGUCUAUCAGUUGGCACACAACACCACAUACUUCAGACAGAGGCUGAGUGAAUUAAAUCUAAUUACCUACGGCAAUGAAGAUUCUCCUGUUGUCCCCGUACUCAUGUACAUGCCGACCAAAGUAGGGGCCUUUGCGCGACAUAUGCUGAAGAAGAAAAUUGGUGUUGUCAUAGUCGGUUUCCCAGCAACUCCCAUAGCAGAAGCCAGAGUCAGAUUUUGCAUUUCUGCAACACAUACAAAGGAAAUGUUAGACAGGGUAUGUUUUUGA
Messenger RNA from Staurois parvus, 1351 nucleotides. The record is from the annotation of a GenBank genome assembly. Lineage: Eukaryota; Metazoa; Chordata; Amphibia; Anura; Ranidae.